This is a messenger RNA of Aquila chrysaetos chrysaetos, 2795 nucleotides long. RefSeq names its product small integral membrane protein 33 (gene SMIM33). The record is from RefSeq and is a predicted model, not a curated record. Lineage: Eukaryota; Metazoa; Chordata; Aves; Accipitriformes; Accipitridae. The transcript has 4 exons. The coding region runs from base 629 to 1126 and encodes 165 amino acids.
UGCUGCUUGUUUCCCCUCAGCCCACAUGCCAAUUAAAGCUGGGCUAAUGAGCUGUAGGAGUGGAGUCCUGGUGUGAGGGAGUUAGUAUCUUCCACCAGUGUGCUUUGCAGGAGCACAGCAGCUUGGAGAAGACCUCUCCUUUCACAUGAGCAGCAGCUACUGGAAGCUGGGGGUCACAUCACUUCUGUUGUUUAUUUUUUAUUCAGUCUUUCUUUUGAACAAGGUCAAAGUUGGAACUUUGCUUUUGGAUGUGGAUCAGUUUUAAAGUGGAGCGGGUUCUGGUGAUUUGUCAAGACCUUCAAGAGCCUAUGGGAAGAAGGAGCUCAAAGGAAGGAAAAUUAAGCAUGGGGCCAUCUUUCAGAGGGGAGUGGCCGAAGGACGUCCCUGCCUGUAUUCAGUCAUUUCAGCGCAUUGGUGCUGGGGAGGCACCCCGCAGCUGCUGCCUGAAGUGCUGAGUCUUGCAGAAGCGGCAGCUAAAGAGCAGAUGUGGUGCUCAGAGAUUAUGCUGUAGAUUAAGGUUUUACUGAAUCCUGAGAUGAGUGCAAAUUCCCAGAAGCUCUAAUGUGUGGCCAAAUCUGCGGCCGCUCAGCUGGAUGGGGGAAGAGACAUUUCCCAUCCCGUCCUUCCCAUGUGCAGGAAAGACGGAACCCAAAUAUUCAGCCCAGCUUGUCUGCUAAGAGCUUUCAGCUCAGCCUGCUCAGCCAUGAACACCUCCGUGCCCGGCAGCCAGCUGAGACAGCCCGAGCCCCAGGACGCAGCUGCCUUCACUCCUAUCUCCGUUGUCAGGAGUGUGACAAAGAAAUCCGAUGCCCUGCCCAUGAUCUCCGUGAUCGUCGUCAUCUUCGUCCUCUUGGCCGUCUUCAUCAUCAUUGUGGUGCACUACGGCCCUCACCUCCGCACCGUCCAGAUCACCCUUUACCAUGAGCCCAUGCCGCAGGACCUGGACGAUGGAGUGUACCUCACGGACUGGAAGAAGCUGGGCUCCCAGAAGAAGCUGCCUGCCCAGCCCUGCCAGCAGGAGCCGGGUGGCACGGACGCAGCCGGCGUGAGCUGCCAGUGCUCCUGCAAACAUCACCUUCCCUGCGGGAGCGCCGAGCCCAACGUCAUCGAGAUCACGUACCUGUGACAAGGCUGUGGGCCACCUGGGCAGGACUCAAGGGACCAUGUCCCGCUGGAAAAAUAGCGACUGGGAUGUUAGCUUAGCCCAAGACUCACCGGUUCCAGCAUGUGGAGGUUUUAGCUCCCUGGGAUUGUGUCUCUCCCCAGGUAGGCUCAGACAGAAGGUUGGGUCACUGCAGUGACCCAUCAUCAGGCCCCAAAAGUCCAGCCCAGGGACACCACUGCCCCAGGCAAGAGCUGGGUCCCCAGCCCAGACUCUGGGGCUGGGUAAGCCUAUGUGGGACAGCGUUAGCAUCUCUUCUGUUUUUUUCUGUCCCACACUGUCUGGGAGUGCCCAGGAGAGCCGUCUUGGUCCUUGCCCCAGCUGAGGAGCUCUGGGCGUAUGCUCAGCCCCUUGGCAGGAGCUGGAAUUUACAUCAAGUGGGAUCGCUUUCCAGAUUAAAGGUGUUUCCACAUGCACAGUGUCCUCACUAUGCCAUUUAUAUGGCACAGGAAAGCCUCCAGCCCCUCUUUUCCUCCAUGCCACAGCCCCUUUCCCUCCAUCGGAGGGCUGAAACACCGUCCUCCCUCUGCCAGCCCCGGCAGUGGGCUCAGCCCGUUGUGGCAAACAGCCAGAGGAAAGGAGGCAGCACCCGAACCUGUGUUGGUGCUUGAGUGGUGGAGCCAGCGGCAGAGGACAACGUGUCUGGUCACCCAGUGGAGGUGGGUGGGAGAAGAGAGGUGACACGGCGGAGGCAGGAGAGGUGACAACGGAUAAUGGCACAUCAGCCACCCAUUGCAGUUGGCUGAACAUCUCCAAGUGUUGGCACUGGUGGAGAAACGCAUGCAUCUCUGGGCAGAGCCUGCAGCAUCUCCAUGCACAAUGGCAGGGAUGGGGAGACCUGAGGUCAUCUCCAUUGUGGUCAUCUUCAUUGUCCCCAUCGCUGUCUGCUGUCCCUGUGCCAAGGGAAGCUCUACCUGGGGACCUGGAGACUUGGGUGAUUUCAGCAUUGGAAGCAGCAGGGCACGUCCCAGCUGAGGAGGGAGUGGUGGUGGUGUCAGCAUAGUCAACCCUGUUGGGAUGGAUGUUGAUGUGGCUCGGUCACCCUGGGCAGAAGCUCAUUGGGGUGGCACAGAGGGAGCAGACAGAGGGGUGAAACAUCAUCCUGAGCCCUGUAAGGGUCCUGGUAAUAGCAGACCAUGGUGACCUCCACGCUGGGAGGCCUGCUGCUGCUGGAGUGCUGGGCAUCUCUUUGGAGAAGAAAUUGGUGGCAAGUGCUUCUCCUCAAUCAGUGGAAGCGGGACAUCAAAGCCUGUCUUAAGUGCAUGGGCUCAGAGGACAAUCCCGGGGGGAGGAGCGCAGCCUCUGGGAUCACCCUCAGGGAUUUAUUCUGCUGAAUAGUCUUCGGAUUCAAAAUAUGGUUCCUGCCUCUCCUCUCCCCAUCCCAGAACAGAAAAGCCAGAUCCGUGUCCAUCCUAAGCUGCAUCCCCAGCACAGAUCCCUCUGUGCACUGUUGGACAAGAAAUGGGGUCUUUUACCUGUUCCUCUGGGUGCUGGAGUUACUUCUGGCAUGGCAGAUGCUCCAGCAUCCUUCCUCUCACUUAUUUCCAGCUGCUUUUCUCACUUACUUUAAAGCUAAGUAGUGGUUGGACAUGCUGGAAAAUUUUUGUCUUUACAAUAAACAUAAUUUAUAUUA